AAACCCGAAAGCCUAACUACUUCUUAACUCUGCUCCUCACUAGUGAACGACCCUGCUGGGGAGACGCCUGGAGACUGACUCCGAGGAACUCGAGAUCUUGACUAAAUUAGAUUCGAGUUCUGAAUUUUUUUUUUAUUUUCUUUCCUGGAUUAACUUUGAAGAUGUGCAAUGUAAUUUUAAGAAGAUUACUAUGGUAUCAAAUGUUAAGGAUUUCAUUGACAUUAUUCUCUUUCGUACCCAAUGACAGAUGCCAACUGUUGUGCACAAAGGUUGUCAUUUCUCGCCUCAGGCAGUUUUACAUGCAUAAAGUGAAAUACACUCAGCAGAAUUUUCAUGAGAAGCUCUCAACAACUAUUGAUGAGUUCCCUCGAUUAGAUGAUAUCCAUCCGUUCUAUGGGGACAUUCUUCAUGUGCUUUACAACAAGGAUCAUUAUAAACUCGCUCUUGGCCAGAUAAAUACGGCAAGAAACCUUAUUGGUAAGAUUGCUAAAGAUUAUGUGAAGCUGUUGAAGUAUGGUGACUCUCUUUACAGGUGCAAGUCUCUUAAGGUUGCGGCCUUAGGAUGCAUGUGUGCGGUUAUAAAGAGGAUUAGCCCAAGUUUAGCCUACUUAGAACAGAUUAGACAACACAUGGCAAGGCUGUCUUCUAUUGAUCCCAAUACUCGAACAAUCUUGAUUUGUGGUGCACAGCAGGCUGCUCUUUUCCACAGCAUUAAGUCAUUUAUGAACAAACCCUUGAUUCUUGUCUGCAACAAGACAGAUCUGCAGCCACUGGAUGGGUUAUUUGAGGAAGAUACGAAGUUGGUCAUGGAGAUGAAAGCAGAAGCCUUGAAGACUGUGAUGUGUCAGGGUGGCAAACCUGCAAAUGAAGAAGGGGUCUUGUUGACUAUGAGCACUUUGACUGAGGAUGGAGUAAUUGCUGUGAAGAAUGCAGCUUGUGAGAGGUUGUUGGAUCAGAGGGUAGAAUUGAAGAUGAAAUCUAAAAGGAUAAAUGACUGCCUAAAUAGGUUUCAUGUUGCAAUACCAAAGCCACGUGAGCAGAAGGAAAGACCUACUUGCAUUCCUCAGGCCGUUUUGGAAGCCAAAGCUAAGCAAGCAGCAAAGAAGGAAAAGAGGAAAACAGAAACGGAUUUGGAGAAUGAGAAUGGUGGGGCUAGAGUCCACUCUGCUAGUUUGAGGAAGAAUUAUAUCUUGGCUAAUGAUGAGUGGAAAGAAGAUAUAAUGCCUGAAAUUCUUGAUGGACACAAUGUGUAUGACUUUGUCGAUCCUGAUACUUUAUUAAGGCUUGAAGAGUUGGAACGAGAAGAGGGUCUUAGACAAGCAGAGGAGGGAGAUGAAGACUUUGAGAUGGAUGGCAUUGAUUUGACUCCAGAAGAGCAAAAGGCACAAGGUGAGAUUUGGAAGAAGAAAAGCUUGCUUAUUCAACAGCAUAGGAUUAAGAAGAGCACUGCAGAGAGUAGGCCCAUUAUACCAGGAAAAGCAAAAUCAAGAGGCCGGAAGAGGGAGAGGUCACUUGACAGGAGAGAUAGUGACGGUGAGGCUAUGGAUAUGGAUUUUGACCAACCGACCAAAAUGCUACGCUUAAGGUCUAGAUCCCAACCGAGAUCAAAGUCACGGCCUCCAAGUGAAAUUCUCCCAGGUCCAAACCCGAUCCGAAGCUUGGCGGUCACAUGGUUCGCUGAACGAAGGCGCAAUUCAGACAGGAGGAUCGUCAAGGCCCAAGCAAAUAGACGGUGACAUGACAUCAAAUCGAUGAGAAACUGUUCGCAAGAGUAUAAAGCUAGAGCGAAGAG
Rubroshorea leprosula is the source of this 1792-nucleotide messenger RNA. Lineage: Eukaryota; Viridiplantae; Streptophyta; Magnoliopsida; Malvales; Dipterocarpaceae. The record is from the annotation of a GenBank genome assembly.